UUUUAUGAACAUGCACUUUGUGUGCAUUCCUGAGCGAGGGCUGGAAAUGCACUGGGGACUCGAUCCUCACAACAAGCCUUCCCGGUGGGGUGUCUGCCUGAAGGAGCUGAGGCCCGGGGCAGCACCGCUGGCUGCAGUGGCUGGGGUUUGGGCCCCAGUCUGCCUCACCCCAAAGCUCUUGCCCAGUCUCCCUACCUGGCAGUGGGUGGGGCAGGGCCACUGUACCUUGGUGACAGUUCUGGACAAUCACAGAUCAUCCCUGGGGUGUCUCGGCAUCUCUGCUUCAGACAGACCUGCUGCCUGUCUCUCUGCCUUCCACACGCGCAUUUUAUCAUGAAGAUGUCAUCCUGUGCCCGGAUGCCUGGCAGCCGUGUCUCAGUGCCCUGCCGCUGCUGCUUCAUUCCAGGCUCUGUGCUGGGCUCACGUGCUGCAGCCUAAUCAGACAUGGCUCCUGGGGAGGGAGGCCACAAAGUGACCAUGAGGUGGACAUGCAGGACAGAGGUGAUCUUGAUCCUGACGAAGUAUUACCAUGCAGACAUGGGGAAGGUUCUGGAAAGUUCUCUGUGGCGGUCCUCAGACUUCGGCACGUCCUACACCAAGCUCACCCUCCAGCCGGGCGUCACCACCGUCAUCGACAACUUCUACAUUUGCCCGACCAACAAGAGGAAGAUCAUCCUGGUGGGUUCCUCGCUCAGCGACCGAGACCAGGGCCUGUUCCUCAGCACGGACGAGGGCGCCACCUUCCAGGGACAGCUCGUCCCCUUCGCUGUGGAAACGCUCAUUUUCCACCCCAAGGAGGAGGACAAGGUCCUGGCCUACACCAAGGACAGCAAGCUCUAUGUAUCAUCUAACCUGGGGAAGAAGUGGACGCUUCUGCAGGACAGAGUGACCAAAGACCACGUGUUCUGGGCUGUGUCUGGGAUGGACGCCGACUCUGACUUGGUCCACAUGGAAGCCCAGAACCUUGGAGGAGGUUUCCGGUAUGUCACCUGCCAGAUCCACAACUGCUCCGAUAAGGCGCUGACAGCUCCGUUCGCAGGCUCCAUUGCCCACGGCUCUCUGACCGUGCAGGACGAUUACAUCUUCCUCAAGGCAACCUCAACAAACAGGACCAAAUACUACGUCUCUUACCGUCGCAGCGAGUUCGUCCUGAUGAAGCUGCCAAAGUAUGCUUUGCCAAAGGACCUGCAGGUCAUCAGCACGGACGAGAGCCAGGUGUUCGUGGCGGUGCAGGAGUGGUACCAGGCAGACACCUACAACCUGUACCAGUCAGACCCGCGCGGCGUCUACUACGCACUGGUGCUGCAGGACGUGCGCAGCUCACGGCAGGCCGAGGGGAACGUGCUCAUCGACCUCCUCGAGGUCCGAGGGGUGAAAGGGGUCUUCUUGGCAAACCAAAAAGUGGAUGGGAAGGUGGUAACACUCAUAACCUACAACAAGGGCCGCGACUGGGACUAUCUGAAGCCACCCAGCGUGGAUAUGAAUGGAAAACCAACCAACUGUAAGCCUCCGGACUGCCACCUGCACCUCCACCUGCGCUGGGCAGACAACCCCUACGUGUCGGGCACUGUGCACACCAAGGACUCAGCUCCAGGCCUCAUCAUGGGCGCAGGCAACCUGGGCUCCCAGCUGGUGGAAUACAAAGAAGAAAUGUACAUCACCUCAGACUGCGGGCACACCUGGCGGCAGGUGUUCGAGGAGGAACACCACAUCCUCUACUUGGACCACGGCGGUGUGAUUGUGGCCAUCAAGGACACCUCCAUCCCCUUGAAGAUCCUCAAGUUCAGCGUGGACGAGGGCGUCACCUGGAGCACGCACAACUUCACCAGCACCUCCGUGUUCGUGGACGGGCUGCUGAGUGAGCCAGGGGAUGAGACGCUGGUCAUGACUGUCUUUGGCCACAUCAGCUUCCGCUCCGACUGGGAGCUGGUCAAGGUGGAUUUCCGGCCCUCCUUCUCCAGGCUGUGCACUGAAGAGGACUAUGGCUCUUGGGACCUCACUGACCUGCAGGGCGAGCGCUGCCUCAUGGGCCAGCAAAGGAGCUUCCGGAGGAGAAGACCGGCGGCCUGGUGCGUGAAGGGCCGGAGCUUCACUGCGGCACGCUCAGCCCGGGUGUGCAGGUGCCGCGACGCGGACUUUGUCUGUGACUACGGGUUUGAGCGUGCCCCCUCUUCGGAGUCUGACACCAAGUGCUUCACCAGCUUCUGGUUUAACCCCGUGUCCCCGCCUGCCGACUGUGUCCUGGGCCACACCUACAGCAGCAGUGUCGGGUACCGGAAGGUCGUGUCCAAUGUGUGUGAGGGCGGCGUCGACCUGCAGCAGAAGCCGGCACAGAUGCAGUGUCCCCUCACGCCACCCCGGGGCCUGCAGGUCAGCAUCCGCGGUGAGGCGGUGGCCGUGCGUCCUGGAGAGGACGUCCUGUUCGUGGUGCGGCAGGAGCAGGGGGAUGUCCUGACCACCGAGUACCAGGUGGAUCUCGGGGACGGCUUCAAGGCCAUGUACGUGAACCUCACGUUGACUGGGGAGCCCGUCCGGCAUCGCUACGAGAGCCCCGGCGUGUACCGCGUAUCCGUCAGGGCGGAGAACACGGCAGGGCACGACGAGGCGGUGCUCUUUGUCCAGGUCAACUCCCCCUUGCAGGCACUCUUUCUUGAAGUGGCCCCUGUCGUUGGCAUCAACCAGGAGGUGAACCUCACAGCCGUGCUGCUGCCCCUGAACCCCAACCUCACCGUCUUCUACUGGUGGAUCGGCCACAGCUUGCAGCCCCUGCUCACCCUGGAGAACUCUGUGACCACGCGGUUUGCAGACCCGGGGGACACGCGCGUGACGGUGCAGGCCGCCUGUGGGAAGUCGGUGCUGCAGGACUCCAAGGUGAUCCGCGUGCUGGAUCGAUUUCAGCUCAUGCCUCUGCAGUUUUCCAAGGACCUGGACGCGCACAACCCCAACACCCCCGAGUGGAGAGAGGACGUUGGCCUGGUAGUGACCCGGCUCCUCUCCAAGGAGACCAGCAUCCCCGAGGAGCUGCUGGUGACCGUGGUGAAGCCGGGGCUGCCCACCUUGGCCGACCUGCAUGUGCUCCCGCCCCCUCCCAGGCCCACAAGGAAGAGGAGCCCCCCCAGUGACCAGAGACUCAUGGCCGUCCAGCAGGUGCUGAACGCACAGAAGAUCGGCUUCCUCCUGCGAGGUGGGGUCCGGGUCCUGGUGGCUGUGAGGGACAUGCAAACAGAGUCUCGGAGGCCGGGAGGCGGCGGCUACUGGGCGGCGGCGGUGCUCUUGGCCAUCGGGCUCUGCGCAGCGGGAGCGUUCACCCUCUACAAAUUCAAAAGGAAACGCCCAGGCAGGACCGUGUAUGCCCAGAUGCACAACGAGAAGGAGCAGGAAAUGACCAGCCCCGUGAGCCACGGCCAGGGUGGCCAGGGCGCCGUCAGGGGUGAGGCGCUCAUAGAGGGCGAGCUCCACGCGCAGGCUCUAGCACCCACUUCCUGGAGGGCACGAAACCCCUCCUGCAUCCCCCUGCUGCUGAUGCCCGGCUCAGCCCCACUGCAGGGAAUCACUCCGGCGUGGUCCUGAGCAUCAACUCCCGCGAGAUGCACAGCUACCUGGUGAGCUGAUACCGCAGAGGCCCGCACCCGGAGCUCCGUCCCUGUUGUUUCUUCCCCAUGGAGGGCACAGAGCCACAAACGCGCCAGCACUGGUCCUGGGACCAGCGCCCCCUCAGAAUCCUGCGGAAAAGCCACUUCCUCCUGCCGCCCCCAUGCAGGGUGACAGACGCCCCCGGUCCGUCCAGCCCCCUCCCUGGACACAUGGUGCCGCCUGCUGUCCCCACUGCGACUCUGGGCACUUCUCCACCUCUGAGCCCCACGCUGCCGCGCUGGCUGCCUGCACCCCAUCACCCCAGCCUGAGGGCCAAGGCCUGCCCACCUGGGAUUGGGAGGCGGGGAGGUGAGCCCACCCGGGCGGCCGGAGCGUGCAGACCCCUCAGCCGCCCUGCUCCGUGGGCUCCUGUCUGCAUAGGGGCACUGGAGGCCUAUUUUCUUCCUCAGACCCACCCCAAAGGUGGCUCCUGGCUGCAUGGCUGUCCCUGUGCAGGGACAGAAUCCGGAAUCCAGAAAGCCUGUGACCCGGCCCCAGCCCUGUCCCAGGCCCUCCCAGCACCACACACAUGCCUCCCGCUGUCCCUCCUCUUUUUAAACUGCAGAUAAUGUGAAUACCUCCAGGUAGCUGUUUUCUUUUGGGGGAGUUCUGUUCAAUUUCUAUUUCUAUGGCCAGGUGGGAGCCCUCCGGGUGGCUUUGUCAGAGCCUAUUUUUGAAAAGCCCAUGUCCAGAUUGCCCUGGGCUGCCCGCUGCCUGUCCUGGCUCCAUGCCUCCCCGGGCCAGAGGGCCAGAGGUGCUCCCCGGGCCAGGGGCCCAGGGCCUGUGUUUUUGCAGCCAGCCAGCAGGUGGUGCCCUCCCACAGGUGCGCCCAGGGUCCCGCGCUUCCUUCUGGCCUGCGGUCCCCUGCAGAAACCCAGACCAGAGGAGGUUUAGGAUGGCAGAGCCAGAAAGAGGGGCCAUGCAGCAUGUGGCCCUCAUUUUGAAGAUGGAGAAAUGGAGGCCCCAAGAGGGGUACCCUUCCCAAGGUCACACAGCCGGGAGCAACUGUCUGCUCCCGUGCUGGACGAUUCCUCGCACUCAGAGAUACCUAGGAUCAGGGACGCUAGCCCGUGGGCACAGGAACCCGGGGAGAUUUUUCACCUUUUGCCUUGAAAGUCAGUACCCUUCCCCUUCCCCCCAUCCUCUCCCAAUCCACCCCCAAGCAGGUGGCCCAGGGCCUUUCCCUGGCAGGCGGGGAGCACAGAGCCCCAGGCUAGGAACUCACUGGCUGAUGGUGAGUCCAGAGUGAAGCCUAGGGGGCGUGAACCCAUCUCCUCCGGAAAUGAAACAUAACCUGCCAGAGGCGGAGGUCCAGGGAGGGUCCCCACACCCAGAACAAGCUCCUGACUCGCAGGAGCCCCUCAGUCGUUGGGGCGUGGAGGGGGCUUCCCUCCAAUCCUGCACCUUUGUGUCCCAAAUGGGGACUCUGAGACCACAGGGAAGAUGGGGAACAGUGGGUCACACAGCCAGGUGGUGAAGGUGUGCCUCUCUUCACCACCCUGCUCACCAGAGGGGCUGCAGGGUACUCCCCCCAACACAAAGACGGCCCCCUGCAAGUUCUUGACCUUCCGUGGGGAAGGGCUGGGGCUCAGGGACGCGCCAACAUGCAGCUGGUGAGGUGGGAAUGGGAAGAGGCUGGGAGUCCCUGGACCUCCGCUGCAAGCCCCCUGCCCCCAGCCUGCCUGCAGGCUCCAGAGACACCUUAGGGAGCUCUGUGACCUCCGUCCUCCCCCACCCAUCCCGUCCCACAAACGUCAGACACAGGGUCAGACACCUGUCAGCAGCGCCCAGGUCCAAGCCCGAGGUCGGCAUGGAUGCCCGGGACGAGCCCCUCCCAGCUCACCAGUGCCUGUGGGUGACCCCGCCAGCCUUGCUUGGCCACUCGACUUCAUUCCCCCUGCUCUUUGAGUGGGUUUCAUCCCUCAGUUAAUUGUGUUUUUUCUUGUAUUUCAUGCUGUUAUUUCUAUUAAGAGUAUUUUGAGUUUGUGGACCCUGGCACCUGGGACUAAGGUGGCAUCUGGUAUCACCUCAUCCUUUCCAUCCCCAUGACCUUAGAGCUGGGCACGUGGGUCUGGGUCUGGUCGCACAUCCGAGGCUCCGUACUUCCGACGUCCAGGUAUAUAUAGGAACCUGGGAUAAGAUGCAGUCUGCUGAGGGCAGCCGGCGAUCUGCGCCACCAGGCCGUGCCCGUUCUCGGUACAUGCACAUGACAAAGAUGCGAUAAAGUCUUUCUUAUUUUUCCUUUUUAAAAAUCAAUAAAUCAUUUGUGAUGCUUUUAACAAAGAUCACAUGAUAAUGA
Messenger RNA from Manis javanica (Malayan pangolin), 5932 nucleotides. The record is from RefSeq and is a predicted model, not a curated record. NCBI's taxonomy places the organism in Eukaryota, Metazoa, Chordata, Mammalia, Pholidota, Manidae.